GUUCCGCCGGCGGCAGCGGCGGGUGGGAUGGCCCAGGCCAGGAUCAGCGCCAAGGCCAGCGAGGGGGCGCAGCAGCAGCCGCAGCCGCAGCAGCAGCAGUCGGGCGGGCAGCUCCGCGGCCGCUUCUACCGCUCCACCUCCAUGGCCGACCGCUCCAGCCGCCUGCUCGAGAACCUGGACCAGCUGGAGCUCAGGGUAGAGGCUUUCCGUGAUGCAGCAUCUGCCAUGGAACAAGAGAAAGAAAUUCUGCUUGAAAUGAUCCACAAUAUACAGAACAGCCAGGAUAUGAGGCACAUCAGUGAAGGUGAGAGAGAAGAACUCAAUUUGACUGCGAAUCGCCUGAUGGGCCGAACCCUCACGGUGGAGGUUUCCGUAGAAACCAUCCGCAACGCGCAGCAGCAGGAGUCCCUGCUGCACGCCACCAAGAUGAUCGAUGAGAUCGUCAACAAACUCCUCGACGAUUUGGAAGACGCCAAAAUGCGCCUCAUGUCGCUUUACGGCGCGUGCACGUCCGACGUGCCGGCGGGACCCAUCGAUCAGAAAUUCCAGUCCGUGGUCAUCGGAUGUGCCAUCGAGGAUCAGAAGAAAAUCAAAAGGCGCCUAGAGACUCUGCUCAGAAACUUGGAAAAUUCUGAAAAGUCCAUCACAUUGCUGGAGCAUCAGAAAUCAUCUGUCCGGCAGUCUUGCAACAGCAAACAGGAUUAACGUAUCCUCCCGGCUACUUCCGGCAAACCACAGGAUGAGCAAGUGCCCAUAAAAAGCACACAGAAGCCAAGACAAGAAUUCUCUGUACGAGCACACACGUAUAUACACAUCCACACCCACCAAAGUAUCUUUGAUUGCCAGGUGCAAGCAUUUAAUGGGUUUUAGUAGCAUUGGCAUUUUCUUUUGGCAGUAAGGAACGCUAUCAGUUCUUCUGUAGAGUUGAUACUGCUCUGUUGCAAAUUGUAAUUGUGCUUCUGCUGAACUGACAGAAACUGAAAAUCUAGCCUUUCCUCCAUUCUCCUGGGUUUUUUAAACUAAAGUUGUUUUGUCCUAUCAUGAGAUUUCAGCUUUUCUCUGCUGUAUACAUAGUGUGUGAACUGGACUUUUGGGGACAAAAGACAAAAUAUGGCAAUAAAUCAAAAGAAUUAAUAAACUGUUUAUGGUAUUUUCAUAAACAACACAGUGUCCUACUCAUUACCAUUUAUAAUUUUGCACUUUUUAAAUACUUUGAAUAAACUGAUCACAGAACUUUCUAGAGAUAGCUACCUCCAGUUUGUAACUGAGGAAGGUAAAAGCAGUAUGUGUGUCCCAGGGAUCACCAGCCAGGCUAGAAAUGACCUGACUCUCAAAAUCCCCCCACCAUGCCUGGUGAACCAUUCUGCUCCCACAAGCUCAUUGUACCGUUGAUUGUGAUUGAUGUGUUUUCUAAAAGAUAAUAGAAAGGGGAAUUGUAUGUCAGCUACUACUCCACUUUUGCAUCAUCUCUGAAGCCACAGAGCAAAACAUUUUGACUUCUCACCAGGCAAACACUGUAUCUGUGACUUGUGUAGGAAGGUACUUUGUACAUCCAUCGUUAUUCACCUCUUUGUGUGAGUGGUUUUUGGUUUGUUUUUUUAUCUUCCACCCUCUCACUCACAGUAACU
This is a messenger RNA of Melozone crissalis (California towhee), 1628 nucleotides long. It is a transcript of the gene BAG2, whose product is annotated as BAG cochaperone 2. Gene Ontology annotation, biological process: protein stabilization. The coding region runs from base 28 to 705 and encodes 225 amino acids. Lineage: Eukaryota; Metazoa; Chordata; Aves; Passeriformes; Passerellidae. The record is from RefSeq and is a predicted model, not a curated record. Gene Ontology annotation, molecular function: protein-folding chaperone binding; adenyl-nucleotide exchange factor activity. The transcript is spliced from 3 exons.